Molecule: messenger RNA, 717 nt
Organism: Cuscuta europaea
Lineage: Eukaryota; Viridiplantae; Streptophyta; Magnoliopsida; Solanales; Convolvulaceae
Source: the annotation of a GenBank genome assembly
UGGGGAAUUAUUAUUCUUCUUUUCUCUACAAGAACAUAGUAUUUGUAUACACUCGAGAACAUAUAUAUAUACCUGAUUAUCUCAAUUCUCACACCACUUUUCUCACUCGGCACGCUCAAUCCUUUCUCCCGAACUCCGGAGCGAUAUCGGAUUGGACAGAGGAGAUGAGCAUGAAGGUGAAGAAAGGGUGGCUCGCCGUUCAAGUUGGGUCAACGGAAGAAGGAGAAGAGAAGGGAAUCCAGAGAUUUGUGAUUCCAAUUUCAUACCUCUACAAUCCUCUCUUGCAGAGCCUUCUAGAGAGGGCUCGCGAAGUGUACGGCUACCACGCCGACGGCCCCUUACGCCUUCCCUGCUCCGUUGACGAUUUCCUCCACAUUCGAUGGCAGAUUGAGAAGGAAGCUGCAACUUCCGCCGCCGCCAGGAACCGCCACGGCCACUACCACCACCUCCACCACCAUCUACCCACUUCUUUGUCCUUUCACUCUUGUUGAUGAAGAUGACUAAGCUAAUACUAGUAUUGUCUUCUGUUACCACGGUUCUCCUUGAUUUUUAACUACGAUUUCCAUCUUUUACCGUCGGAACGCACCUUUUGUUUUUUAUUAGAUCUGGGGUAAUUUUAAACGGAAUCGACAAGUUUUGAGCUCCUGUUUAUGUGGUUCGCUUUAUAAUUAAUUAAUAAUUAGUUACUUUACUAAUUUAUUUAUACCGAAAUUUCAU